AUGGAGGAGGCCGCGAGACGCGUCCGCUGCUGCAUCAUGUUCUUCCUGCUCGCCCUCGCGGGCGCCCACGCCGCAGCAAAGGGGCAAUUUCCCGAGUGGCGCUUUCAGGGACGUGAUGUGGUGGUGAAGAUCCCAAGAGAUUCGUUCCACGAGCCUCAAUCGGCCGCGUGCGAAGCUGCUGCCGCUGCUGCCGCCGCUAAGAACUCCUCUCCCGCACCGGUCCUCAUCAUCGACGCGCCAUCGUGGUUUUGCACGUCCGAUUCUGUCGGCAAUCAUUUGCCACUAUACUUCACCCUUCGAGCCUUGGCCUUGCUGCAUGGCAUCGGAUUCCAGAUGCAGCCGACCCGAGCGCUAUUCGGUUGCAAUAAGGGGGUGUUGGCAAGCAACGGCUCAAAGACGCAGAAGUACACGUAUGACCUCGAUGAUGCCGUCACCCACUUUCGCUGUGGGGACAUUAUGGAAAUGGAUGCGUCACGGGGCCCGCUCAAUUCUGGGUUUGUGCCAUUGAGUGUGCUUCUUCGCUACCUGCGCCCACUUGCCCCGCGUUCGGUGGGCAUUGUCACAACACCGCUCGUUGAGAAGUGCAGCAGCAAACUCGAGACCCGAGCCAUGGACUGCAAGCACGGCAAGCAGUGCCACGACAUCCUUGAAGAAGAUGCACGGCCCAAGGGUCAGAAUCCAUGA
Emiliania huxleyi CCMP1516 is the source of this 684-nucleotide messenger RNA. RefSeq lists its product as hypothetical. The record is from RefSeq and is a predicted model, not a curated record. Lineage: Eukaryota; Haptophyta; Isochrysidales; Noelaerhabdaceae. The coding region runs from base 1 to 684 and encodes 227 amino acids. The transcript has 4 exons.